AUGACUGAAAAAGAAACGCCUGUCGUUUUGAAACAAGCUCCAAAUAAGUUGUUCGUAGAUGACGUUGUCGAAGAAGACAACAGUAUUGCUUUGAUGCAUCCAAACAAAUUGAGUGAAUUAAAAAUCUUUAUUGGUGAUAUCGUACUUGUAAGGGGAAGACUGCGAAAAAUAACUUGUUGCAUCGCUAAAGCUGACGAAACUAUAGAUGAAAACAAGAUCAGACUGAGCAAGGUUGCGCGUACGAACGUACGCGUGAAGAGUAGCGAUGUCGUGUAUGUGAAUGUUGCAGCAGAAGCUUCAUUCAUAAAAGUAGCACACAUUCUGCCGAUUGCAGAAACGAUUGAGGGUGUUACUGGCGACUUUUUUGAUAUUUACUUGAAACCUUAUUUUAAAGAUUCGUUCAGACCACUGCACGAAGGAGAUAUUUUUGUCGUCAGAAAUAAUUUCCAUCCCGUCGAAUUCAAAGUUGUUUCUGUUUCGCCCAACCCGUACGGUAUUGUAAACAGAGAUACUUUGAUCAAAACAAACGGAGAUCCAGUGCCUCAGAAUUCAGAAGAAUCACUUGAAGAAUUGUGUUAUAGCGAUAUUGGUAGUUGUAAAAAGCAGAUCAACCAGAUUCGAGAAAUGAUUGAACUGCCACUUAGACACCCUAAGGUUUUUAAAACUUUGGGAGUAAAACCGUCUAAAGGUUUAUUGUUAUACGGACCGCCUGGCACGGGUAAAACUAUGUUAGCUCGAGCCGUUGCAAAUGAAACCGGAGCUUAUUUCUUCUUGAUUAACGGGCCAGAAGUCAUGAGUAAAAUGUCUGGUGAAACCGAAUCAAACCUUCGAAGAGCUUUCGAGGAAGCGGAAAAAAAUGCGCCUGCAAUCAUAUUUAUCGAUGAAAUUGACAGUAUUGCCCCCAAGAGAGAUAAAACUAAUGGAGAUGUCGAAAAAAGAGCUGUUUCGCAACUUUUGACAUUGAUGGAUGGGUUGAAAACACGAGGACAUGUAGUCGUCCUCGCUGCGACUAACCGGCCAAACGCAAUUGAACCUGCGUUAAGACGUUUCGGACGUUUUGACCGAGAAAUAGAAAUCGGUGUUCCCGACGAAAGCGGAAGGUUCGAUAUUUUAAAGAUUCAUACGCGUAACAUGAAACUCGCCGAAGACGUUAAAUUGGAAGCUAUAGCUGAAAAAACGCAUGGUUACGUUGGAGCAGAUCUUGCUCAACUCUGUUCUGAAGCUGCUCUUUGCUGCGUUCGAGAAAUGAUUUCAGUCAUUGAUUUCGAAAGUGAUGAAAUAGACACGAUGAUACUAGACACAUUCAACGUUAAUAUGGAUCAUUUUAACCAAGCCUUGAGCCUUACUCAUCCGAGUAGUUUGCGUGAGACAAUCGUUGAAGUUCCUAAAGUUAAGUGGUACGAGAUAGGAGGACUCGAGAGUAUCAAACAAACGCUACACGAAAUGAUUCUACAUCCAAUGACUUAUUCCAAAAAGUUCGAAGAUUUUGGUUUAAGUCCCAGUCGCGGAGUUUUAUUUUAUGGACCACCAGGAUGUGGUAAAACCUUACUAGCUAGAGCAGUGGCGUCUGAGUGCUCUGCCAACUUUAUUACGAUCAAAGGGCCUGAACUUUUAUCUUCGUGGUUCGGAGAGUCUGAAGCCAACGUACGAGAAAUCUUCGAUAAAGCGCGUUCGGCCACACCUUGUGUUUUGUUCUUCGAUGAACUCGACUCGAUCGGUAUUCAGCGUGCUUCUUCAGCAAACAGAACCGGAGUUGAAGACCGUGUUAUGAAUCAGUUGCUUACGGAAAUCGACGGUAUUGCUGUAAAGAAAAACGUCUUUUUUAUUGGAGCGACAAACCGUCCAGAACUUUUGGAUGAAGCGCUUCUAAGACCUGGGCGAUUGGAUCAAAUCAUAGAGGGAUUUUCUGGGGCAGAUUUAGCGGAGCUGAUUCAGCUCGCAGCGAAAUCAGCUAUCAAGGAAAAUAUAGAAGAAGAACGAAUGUGCUUGGAAGCCAAUGGUGUCGUCGAGAACACUAGAAACCAAAUAACUAAAAAAGACUUUGAGAUUGCGUUUUCACAAGCUCGUUGUAGUGUCAAUUCUGCGGAUUUGGCUAAAUACGAAAAUUUCGCCAAGAAAUUUGACCCAGGAUAUAAGAAGAGAAGGAAAGUCGACUAA
Molecule: messenger RNA, 2157 nt
Organism: Dermatophagoides pteronyssinus (European house dust mite)
Lineage: Eukaryota; Metazoa; Arthropoda; Arachnida; Sarcoptiformes; Pyroglyphidae
Product: cell division control protein 48 homolog E-like
Source: RefSeq, a predicted model, not a curated record